This is a messenger RNA of Asparagus officinalis (garden asparagus), 677 nucleotides long. RefSeq names its product 5'-adenylylsulfate reductase-like 3. The record is from RefSeq and is a predicted model, not a curated record. Lineage: Eukaryota; Viridiplantae; Streptophyta; Magnoliopsida; Asparagales; Asparagaceae. The transcript has a single exon. Bases 16 to 480 code for a protein of 154 amino acids.
AGCUUCUCAUUUCUAAUGUAUGUUACACAAACAGGCCUUAAGCCUGCUACACUGGAUCCAGCAUUUGUGCACAGAGCAGCAGAUUCACCAGACCUUCCUGAACCUGAGGAUGUCACAGAGCAAGAGAACUGCCCAUUUUUGUGGGCGAGGUCACCUGAGAAGUUGCUUCAACAAGAUACCUAUCUGGCUCUUGCGAGCUCCUUCGUGCUACUGAAGUUACUCUACCUCCUUAUUCCAACGCUCAAUGCAUGUGCGGAGAGAACUUGGAGGAGGCAUAUUCGAUAUGCCAGCCUUCUGAGCUUGUGGGAUCAUUUCCAGGCUUACCUUCAGGAAGCCAAGCAGGGUUUAAACAGGUUGAAUCCGCGCAAGAGAAGCAAUCUUCAGGAAGGGGCAAUGAAUGCAAAGGCAUGGGCAUCCAAGUCAUUGGCAACGGUAUCCUUUAGGGAACCAAGCACUUCAAGAACACAACCAGCAGGUUAAGGAAGCAUGAAAUCUUUUUUUUUUUUUUUUUUUUUUUUUUUUUUUUUUUUUUUUUUUUUUUUUUGUAACAGCGUGUUUUAGUGUUAUGUAACAGUUUUUUGUAUAAAGAUCAAAAGUUUGUUAAACCCCUUGGGUUGCUUGCCGUAAUUCUUUGGUGCAGCCUCAGGAUAAUAAAGAUCAUUUUAAUAUUUUAACUA